AUGUAUCAGCGAAACCUGGGUUCCAUCAUCCCCCGAGGUGGCUUGAACGUUAUCAAUGCUGGCACCUCGGGCCUGAUCUUCUCAACUCCCUUUGGCUCCUUGGACGUGAUGGGACCAGGCCCCGUUCCAGGUGGAACUCUCGACAAGAUCAAGAAGAGAGGUCAUUUGAACUGUGGAAUCACUCGACGUGCUGGAUUCGGAGUUUUCAACACAGAGAAACUGAAGUGGGAAGGCUUCGAUGUGGACUACUGCAAGGCACUGUCCGCUGCGAUCUUCGAUGGUGCUGCACACCACGUGGUCUACCAUGUCCUCCCUGCCACUGAGAGGUUCGUUGUCCAGGCCAUGGGCAAAGUCGACGUCUUGUCUCGAAUCACAACCUAUAACUUCGAGCGUGAUGUUUCUGAGCCCACUAGUAUGACUGGAUUCAGUUUUUCGCAGCCUGUCUUCUAUGAUGGGCUCAGCUUUGGUGGCCUGCCGGGCUUUGCAGAAUGCGCGGAUGCAUUGGACACCACCACUGGCAUCUGCGUUGACUUGAAGAUCUGCGUCAAUGACGGAACAACCACAGUGAAGCGGACCAGAGAGCUGUUCCCAGAAGACAACAUUGUGGUCAAGCCCACAGGAGAAGAAGCUUUGGCUGGCUUGGUGAGCGGGGAAUGCAAUGCAGUUGCUGGAGGAUCCCACGAUCUUGCACGAGCUUCUGUAGAAAGUGUUGGUUACACAGGUAACUAUGCCAUUGGAGUCAAUCGCUUUUCCAAGGACCCCUUGGCUUUGGUAACCAACCAAGAUGACCCUGAAUGGACGGACUUCGUUUACUGGGUAGUCACUUCCACUUUUUUUGCUGAGGAGCAAGGAAUCACCAAGGACCUUGCUGGAUCGAAGAUGCCUACCACCAACCUAUUUGGCCCCCUUUACACAAGAAUGUUUAUCAAUGCAGUGCAAGCAGUGGGCAACCAUGGUGAAAUCUAUACAAGAAACGUUGAACCGUUGGUGCCAAGGGGAGGUUUGAAUGCUCUCAACUCUGGCGGAGCUCAAAUCUAUCCUCUGCCAGGAAUCCCACUUGCAUUGUGAGGAUGAAGUAUAUACAUAUAUUUGUGAUACCGGUACAGAAAACCCUGUAAUGCGAUAUGAAGUUUCUUUACUGUAAUAGCUAGCGCAGUUUGAACACUUCCAGCCAGGUGCCUUCUUUAGAACAAAGGAUACUUUCCCUAAG
Messenger RNA from Seminavis robusta, 1210 nucleotides. Lineage: Eukaryota; Bacillariophyta; Bacillariophyceae; Naviculales; Naviculaceae. The record is from the annotation of a GenBank genome assembly.